AUGGAGACCAGGCUCGAUUAUCUAGCCGACGCCCAUAAUGCCAUCACUGAUAGGCUACAAGAGAUGGAAGACACCAUUACCGCCCAAAACGUGAAACUGGCGGACCUGGAGGACAGAUCCAGGCGGAAUAAUAUCCGCAUAAGCGGUAUACCGGAAACGGUUCUGGCCCCUGACUUACAGCAAUACCUUCAGGACCUCUUCCAGACCCUAAAGCCAGAGAUACAUCCAGACCAACUAAUAGUGGACCGAGUACACAGGCUGGGACGUCCCAAUCACCUCCCUCCGACAGCAGCCAGAGAUGUCAUUGCCCGCAUCCACUUCUUCCACUCUAAGGAGCGCAUCAUGAAAGCAUGCGUGAGGACCUACCGGACCCAUACAACGGGAUCAAAGUGUUUGCUUACCUAACGGAUGCCACGUUUACCUUCCAAAAAUCGCUGGCACCCCUCACACAAACUCUUCGGGCACACAAAGUGGUCUACAGAUGGGGAGACCUGAUAACAAGAAACGGCGCGACACACCAAAUACUCACUCUGCAACAAGGCAUCCACUAGCUGCAUGAGUGGGGCUACCCGACUUCGCAGACAACACCAGAGACGCAGAAUAGAACCCCCAGAAUGACCAAAGAAUGGACUAAAGCUUAACACAAUGCUUUGGGUCUCCUGGGGUAUCGUAUGGGUAGGGUACCACUAUCAUACAGAUGUAUCAUGCUCACUUUGAAGAGUUGCAAUUGUUAUAUGUGCCAAGGCAUAAUACUGUUUACCCGAUCGUUAAUCCCACUUAUAUAUUUAAGCUAUAUCCUAAAGAGGGUCCCACUGUGAUACACCCACUUAUGGGUUACAAGCAAAAUUCCAGCCCACUAUAGGCAAUCUACUCGCCGAUUAGCUGCCUCCAGUGCUGAGCCACUUGGUGUCUUCAACUCACAGGUGAAGGCUGUCUCCUGGCUAGAUGUUGAUACUGCCCUUUCACAACUUCCCUGACUUACACAUAGCGAGGAGCUUUCCGUAAGAUCAAGACACACUUCAUGAAAAUAAAUAAAUAAAUAAAAUAAAAAUAAAAUGAAAAGCUCACCACCUAAGUUACGGGCCCAAGCUCGGAACACUACUGGACUGCAUAUGCCCCUUGCGAGUGCCUCACUGUUUGAGCCACUUCACGCCACCACCCCCAUCCAUAGUGCCGCUGCAUUGCGACGCGUAUAGACUAACUUUGGAUGAGCUACCACCUAGUUUAUCAUUUUUCCAAGUUUUUAACCCUGGUAUACCUGUUCGGGCCCUACCCCCUUCCCCUUACUCUACAAGACGCGUGAAGCUUGCUAUUCAGAAACCCAGUACCUAUGCUACAAAAUAUCACAACACCGCAACAGUAUAGAAUGAUGCUACCCACCUUCAGUUGGCAGACAUGCCCUUACCUAGAAAUCCUAGACCAGACCCCCAUUUAAAUAUUAAAAGUAAGAAUACACCCAGGAUUGAGCACACUGGCUACACUAAUCUGCUGAUAGACAUUAGCGACCCCCACUUCAAAACGUAAUAUGAAAAUUGUAACCUAUAAUGUAAAAGGUUUAAACACUCCUAAUAAGUGGAGCUUGCUUCUCCGAGAUCUCAGGAAAAGCAAAGCAGAUAUUCUGUGUAUUCAGGAAACCCACUUAAACAGCCCCCGAACGCCAAAACUAUCUGCCAAAUACUUUCCGACCCAAUACCACUCUCUCGACCAACAAAACGAAAGGAGUCUGUUAACCACCCUUAAUGGGCUCAAUUAGAACAGCACACCUGUUAACCACCCUUAAUGGGCUCAAUUAGAACAGCAGAACAUCCUACCCCACGAGAUCCGAAAUCUUAUUUGACUUCCUAGACAUCUAUGUCCAGCGGCCUCCACACUCCCCCCUCAAUUGCCUUGACACUCCAGAUCUAAGGCAGAAACAGGCAGAAACUGUCAGCUAAUGCCCCUUUAUCCCUAGUGACCCCCAUUGUGGCACUACUUUAUUGGAUCCCCACUUUCAACACUAAACCAUGAUUGGAUAGGAAGGUAACACAUAUGUAUUAACGGUAUGAAAACACCAAGCUGUUAGACUACCACACCUUAGCAUCUAGGUAUGACCUAUCCAGAUCCUCCCAAUACUCUUAUAUGCAACUGACAUCCUUCCUGACUAGACAGCUCAGGCCAGUCACCGGUUAUGCUCUAUCCACUGAUACACUCAGCAUAUGGUAAAAACUCUGUAUAAAUGCUAAAAUGCCCCCUCUAUGUAAACCGAUCUCCAUGUGUUCUAAACUUGUCUCAGACCAUAUCUCAUUUGCUGACUCCGAACCAGCAACACAAUGGCACAUAGACCUCCACCGGACGCUUCCCCAGAAACACUGGGAACACAUUUUUAAGCUGAACCAGCAGCUGCUCAAAGCAGCCACCCAAAACGAACAACACUACAAAACACUGUACCGGUGGUACUUGGUACCCAGCAGACUGCAUAGAAUGUUCCCUCAAAUGACAGAUACAUGUUGGCGUUGUGAGGCCGACGAAGGCUCCUACAUACAUGUCUGGUGGACUUGCAAUGCCAUCUCAGGUUUGUGGCAAGAAAUCCACCACUUUCACUCUAAACACAUAGAACUCCCCAUUACAGUCUCGCCAGGAACAUACCUCCUCCUGGACCUCCCUCAAUUCCUACCAAGACAUGAAACUAAACUUAUCUCCCAUGUAGCACUUACUACCCAACGCACUAUUGUCACAAGCUGGAAAUCGACCACAACCCCCUCCAUCCAAAGCAUCCUUAGGAUGGGAUGUAGAUAAACAAGGUGCAUACGAGAGCAACUUCCCCGGCCUAUACCCCACACCAAACUAAUCUCGAAAACAUGAUUGACAUGGGACGCAUGAAGAUCGGGGUCUAGUGGUUAAGCUGUAAAAGAUGUACUAAUUAUAUAACAGUGUUUGCAGAUGACACCAAACUUUGUAAAACAAUACAAUGUGAGCAAGAUAUUACUUUGCUGCAGAGGGAUUUAGAUAGACUGGGGGACUGGGCACUCAAAUGGCAGAUGAAAUUUAAUGUUGAAAAAUGCAAAGUUAUGCACUUCGGCGUAAAGCAUACACAAGCAACGUAUACCCUUAAUGGAAGCGAAUUAGGGAAAACAACACAUGAAAAGGACUUGGGAAUUGUUAUAGACAACAAACUAUGCAACAAUGUGCAAUGUCAAUCAGCAGUGGCCAAGGCCAGUAAGGUAUUGUCAUGCAUGAAAAAGGGCAUUCAUUCUCAGGACGAGAAUAUCAUUUUGCCUCUUUAUAAAUCACUGGUAAGACCCCAUAUUGAAUAUGCUGUGCAAUUUUGGGCACCUGUUCUAAAGAAGGAUAUUAUGGCACUAGAAAAAGUGCAGAGGCGGGCUACAAAAUUAAUAAAAGGAAUGGAACAUAUCGGCUAUGAAGAAAGGUUAACAAAUUUAAACCUAUUUAGUUUAGAAAAACGUCGCCUGAGAGGGGAUAUGAUAACAUUAUACAAAUAUAUUCGGGGCCAAUACAAACCAUUGUGUGGAAAUCUAUUCACAAACCGGACUUUACAUAGGACACAAGGCCUUGCGUUUAGACUGGAAGAAAGAAGAUUUCGUCUAAGGCAAAGGAAAGGUUUUUUUACUGUAAGAACAAUCAGGAUGUGGAAUUCUCUGCCUGAAGAAGUGGUUUAAUCAGAGUCCAUACAGAUGUUUAAACGGCUACUAGAUGCAUACUUGCAAGAACAGAAUAUUCAAGGAUAUAAUCUUUUAAUGUAGGGUAAUAACUGCUUGAUCCAAGGAUAAAUCUGACUGCCAUUCUGGGGUCAAGAAGGAAUUUUUUUCCCUAGCUUGUUGCAAAAUUGUGCUUCAAACUGGGUGUUUUUGCCUUCUUUUGGAUCAACAGCAAAAAACAAAUGUGAGGUAGGCUGAACUUGAUGGACGCAAGUCUCUUUUCAGCUAUGUAACUAUGUAACUAUUGGGCCCCCCUCAGGACCUUAAGCAACAUAUCGAACCUAGAAGGGGUGACCAAACAGGUUAGGCAAUCUUCAGAUACCACUAUACUGUUGUUUUCACUUACCACAACCAUACAGACCAAAACGAAAGGGUACCUACUGAGGAAAGGAUGACAGUCCUGUCCUAUAAUGAUACUGUAUAAGAAUGGAUCAGCAUGCAUUGUUUGUACGCUAUUGCACUUUAGGAGCAUUCCCCCCUUCCGCCCCUUUUUUUCUCCUUGCCGUAACCCCUCCCCCGUUAUUGUUGAAGUUUAACUGAAAAUAAAUAAAAAUUUUCAAAAGAGAGAGAGUUUCUUUAUAGGAUCCAUAGAUUGAAAGGCUUGUUUGAUUACUAGAUUGUCUAUAUUAAGAUUUCUAAAAAUGUUUUUAUCUAUCCCCAAAAAAUGGAAUGGGUCAGAUUUACCACAUUCAUUUCUUUCAUAUUUAUUAUUUUAUUAUUAUUUUAUUAUUUAUAUAGGUCCUUCAGAUUCCAUAGCACUGUACAAUGGGUGGACUAACAGACAUGUAAUUGUAACCAGACAACUGGAUGUACAGGAACAGAGUGGGUGGAGGGCUCUGCUUACAUUCUAGAGAUAUUUAUACCAAGAUUUUGUGCUGGAGUUUCUGUUUUCCUAUUAAAGAAAAUGGGAGAACAUAACAGAAUUGUGUAUAAAAAAACAUUGGGAAAAGAUAACCCUCCUUCUGAAGUUCUAAUUGUCAUUGUUUUAAGCUCAAUUCUCGUUUUUAUACCUCCCCAAACAUACAAUGUGAACCAUCUAUGAAAAGACUUUAAUAUUUCUCUGGGGACUCUGAGAGUAAUUGUUUGACAAAGAUACUCCAAUUUAGGAAGCAAAUAAGAUCUUAGAGCAUUUAUUCUCCCAAGCCAAGAGAGUUGAACUUUGCUCCAUUUUUCUGUCAAGCUUUCAAGCUCUUGGAGGAGUUCGUUAUAAUUUUCCUGAAUCCAGGAACUAAUAUGAAAGUUGAUCUUAAUGCCAAGAUAUGAUAUGAAUGUAUUAGACCAGUUAAAUUGAAAGGCUUUUGGAAGGGAUAUUUUCUGUAGGUGAGAAAGAUUGUUAUGAAUAACUUGCGUCUUAUGAAUAUUAAUUUUACAAUUAGAGAAAUGGCUAAAUUCCUCUAUACAACCCAUCACAGCUGGAAUAGAAACCUCUGGAUUUGUAGUCAAGAUUAUAUCAUCCGCAAACAAUGUUAUUUUAUGUUCUACAUGCUAGACAGUACCCACAUUUAGAGAACCCUAGCUUCUCAAAAAAAUAUUUUUAAUGUUUUCUUUAUUUUAAAACUACUUUUAACUAUAUGGGGCUUGAUAUUUGAGACCCCUCUAUUUAUUAUCUUAUGGGUUUCUUGAAUGAUGUCCUGUAACAUUGGAUCUUCUGAUAAGACAUGUCAAUGUUUUUUGAUAAUAUUUUUUAAAACUUUCUCAUUAGUCGAGUAAUUAAAAGUCAGUGUAGCGCCUUCUGCAUUUUUAUUGUUUAUUUACUUAUACUUUUUUUCUUCCUUUUCUGUAUUUUUCCUAUAGCUCUCUAUUUUCUACUUUUCUUUCAAUAGAUCUACUCUAUCUAUAUUAUGCACUUCCCUAUAUGCCUUCUUAAUUACUUUCAUAGGGUAAUCUUUUUCUUCAAAAUCCUUAACUAAUUUAAGUGUCUGAUCUUCAAUUUCUUCCAAUUUAGAGCAGUUUUUCCUGAUUCUUAACCCCUUCAGGACGGAGUCAAUAAUACACGUUCUGAUCAAAACAAAAUGUAAACAAAAACUGGGAUUCACGCUAUAUGUCUGUUGAACCGUAAUUCACCUCUUUCAUAUUAAGUGCACCCAUACUUAUAAUAUAUAAUUUUAUUCAGGAGAAACGGCUUUAAUUGCUCAUGAACUAUUCAUAUAUGAAACAUAAUUUAUUAUGAAUAAAAUAAAAAAAAUAUGAGAAUAUAAGAUUUCUAAAAACAAUUUGUAGUUCCGCCUGACAUUUUAGCUGUAAAUGUCAUAAUACUGUUAGCUUUUACUGGAAUAAAAUGCAUAUUUGUAUUCAGCAAAGUCUCACAAGUACAACAGUACCCUCCUUUAACAGGUUUUACGGUAUUUCAGAAAGUUACAGGGUCAAAUAUAGCACAUUCCAUUUUUCCGCUUUUUUCACAUUGAAAUUUGCCAGAUUAGUAAUGUUACCUUUGAGACCAUGUGGUAGCCCAGGAAUGAGAAUUACCCCCAUGAUGGCAUACCAUUUGCAAGAGUAGACAACCCAAGGUAUUGCAAGUGGGGUAUAUCCAGUCUUUUUUAGUAGCCACUUAGUCACAAGCACUGACCAAAGUUAGCAUUCAUAUUUGUUUUUGUGGGAAAAAAGCAAAAAAAUAAUAUUUGCCCAGUAUUUGUGACUAAGUGGCCACUAAAAAAGACUGGACAUACCCGACUUGCAAUACCUUGGGUUCCCUACUUUUGCAAAUGGUAUGCCAUUAUGGGAAUAAUUUUCAUUCCUGGACUAACAUACGGUCUCAAAGGCAACAUUACCAAACUGGCAAAUUUCAAUGUGAAAAAAAUGAAAUGCAAGCCUUAUAUUUGACUCUCUAACUUUCCAAAACACCAUAAAACCUGUACAUGGGUUAUAAUCAUUGUAAUACAAUUUACCAUUUUGAAACACUAAUAUUUGUGUUCAACAAAGUCUCCCGAGUAAAACAGUACCCCCCAUGUUACAGGGUUAAAUAUAGUACUUGCAAAUUAAAUUCUCUGCACUUUCUGCCUGGGUUGUCAGACAUGUCAAUCAAAUUUUAAUUAAUAAAAUCACAUAAUUAUGUUAAAAGAUUACUUAAAUAUACACAGAGAAUUUUAAUAUAUAUAUAUAUAUAUACAUAUAUUUGUAUUUAAAUUCUAUAUGUAUACUUAUAUAAUCAAUAAUGUAAUUAUAUAUAUUUAUCUAUAUAUAUAUAUUUGCGGUUGUUUGUAUUUUAUAUCUAGAUAGGUAUAUAUAUAACAUGUCAUUCUAAGUGUAUUUUGUUACAUAUAUAUAUAUAUAUAUAUAUAUAUCUAUAUAUAUUAAUAACAAAAUACAGUUAGAAGGAAAUUACAUAUGUAUAUAUAAUUUAUUUUCAUUAAAAAAAAAAUAUUUAUUAAUUGUAUCAUUUUAUUUAUUUAUUAUUGUAAUUAUACGUAUAUAUAAAUAUAAAAUAUAUAUGUAAUAUAUAUAUAUAUAUAUAUAUAUAUAUAUAUAUAAAAAUAUAUAUGUCUUAUAUAUAUGUAACUUCAUUCUAAGUUUAUUUUAAUACUGAUAUAUGUCCUUAUAUUAAUCUUAAAAUACACUACGUAUGACGUUACAUAUAUUUAAGAUGUGUAUAUAUCAUAUAUAUAUAUAUAUAUAUAUAUAUGUAUACUUAAUUUAUUUUAAACAUGUUUAAUACAUUUUUUACACUCCCCUCCUUGCAGAUCCACAGCCAGCUAUAGGGGAUCAUGUGAUCGCUCUUUGAGAGCGAUCACAUGGCCCUCAGGUGCAUGGUUUGCCAUGGGAGGGCUGCCUGGACUUUCAGGCAGUGCUCCAGAAGAGGAUCGCAGCAGAGGUAAGUCCACCAGAUCUCCUGGGGGCUUAAGCUAUUACGGGUUCUAUGCCGCCACAACGGCUUUAAAGCCCAUUAUAAUGGGGACGGCAUAGAACGCCUUAACAACAUUAAAUCAGGAAAAACAAUCCAAAAAAAUAAAGCUGUUAACAUCUACAGCCUUAAAAAAAGUAUUAGUGUGGAUCUUUCCUUCUAAUAUAUGUAUAUAUCUAUAUCCAUAAACUUGCACUCCAGGGUGUUGAAGUCUGUCAGGCUCGGUGCUGGUCUGCACAAUUAUCCAAAAUGCACGAACAAGAUGGCACUCCAGGGACUUGAGGAUAUUGUAAAAAUAAAACUUAACUUGUUAUCUUGCUAUCUUGUUAUAUAUGUAUGUUGCUGUGAAUAUAUAUAUAUAUAUAUAUAUAUAUAUAUAUAUAUAUAAACAAAAGUAAAGAAAUGCACUCCAAGGGCUUAAUGAGUGAAAAAAGGGUGAUUUAUUCCAAUAGGUAUUACAUCAAAAAUUAGCCGACGUUUCAACCCAUUCGGGUCUUUCUCAAGGUCAAUGUACCUAUCUAUAAAAGUUAUAUUUAUAGGGAAUAAGAAAAUGUACUCACCAAUCGUGAAGAAACCCCUGAAUCCCUUUGUGCAAACCCGGAAGUGAAACCUGAAGUGAAGACCCGCGGUCAGGUGAUGCAUGUGUGAUGACGUGGUGUUGCUAGGAUACCGAUAAACAAACACAAUUAUAAGAUCGGUAUAAUGGUCUCAGAUAUGUGUACCGGGUGUACAAGUGAAAUGCAUAAUAACUACUUAUAAAAUGUGUAUAUAUGCUAUCAUAAUAAGUAUAAUGAAAGUGCUAUGUGCAUUAAGCAGCAAAAAUAUGAAAAAAUGUGAACAAAAGUGAAAAAAGAUUGUGAUAUCAUAUACACUAUAGAAAGUGUCACUUUGUACCCAAUGAAAGGGCAACCCAAAAUAAGGUGUGUUAAAAAAAUUUCACAUACCAUAUUCAGAUUGCAGGCACUACAUAUGAUAUUAUAUAGUGAUUAAAAAUGAAUCAUUUCAAAGAGGAGAAUUAAAGCUACUAAGGCAAAGGCUCAGAAAACAGAAAAGGGCCGUGGGCAUGCAAAUAGAGAGGACUGCAUCAAGAGACAAAUACAGCAGGUCAUAUAUAUGCCACAAACUAAAUAUAUCUAGUCAGAGCACAUUCUGUAUAAAUAAUUACAGUCAGUGCAAUUAAUAAAGAUCUUUUGGAUCAUAGAUCUCAUAGAUCUCAGAAGCUCACAAUAUUUUAAAAAAAACAUAUUUAGACAAUAACUGAAAAAGCAUAUGCAACGUAGCAAUCAUUUUUAAAAAAAUCCAAAAAAGUUUAAAAAAUGAGAAAAAGACUAAUAGAAAAGUAGACUAAAAUGAAACAAUGAAGUAAAAAUAAAACUAUUUUUUUUAAAAAUAAUAAUAAAAAAUAAAGAAAAAGGACAAAAAUAAUUUUAAAGAAACAUGGAGAGCACAAUAUUUUCAUUAAGUCCUCUUGGUGUCACUGUGUCUAAUCGAUGAAUCCAUUGUGCCUCACACUGAAGUAGCUUCUUCGAUCUGUCACCUACUCUGGGCAUCGGGGGGACAUGGUCAAUGGCCAUAAAACGUAACAUAGGGAGUCUAUGUUGCAUAUGUAAAAAGUGUUUAGCAACUGGUUUGUCGCUACGUUGGUCCCUAAAUGCUGUAGUUAUUGUCAACCGAUGUCCCCUUAUGCAUUCUCUUAAAAUCAAAUCGGUCUUGCCCACAUAUGAGAGUCCGCAGAGGCAUGUGAUCAUGUAUAUCACAUGGUCAGUGGUACAAGUAAUAUAAUGUGAUAUUUUGAUUCUCUGACCACUAUGGGGAUGAGCAAAGGUCAUACCACUGAUCAUGUGACCACAUGCCACACAUCCACUAAAUUUGUAGCAGUCUUUCUUGGUGAUAAUCUCAGGUUUACGGUAGCAAAUUAUGGGAUGACUUUUCACCAGAAGGUCUUUUAAUUUUUUUUUUUCCUUCUGUAACUGAUAACUGGAGUAUCCUCAAAUGUAUUAGGUAAUGACUUGUCUGAUCGUAAUAUGUCCCAAUGUUUUUGAAUGGAUUGUCUUACUUUUGAUGUACCUGUAUGAAAGGUCAUGGGAAGGUAAAUUCUCGAUUCUUUUGGUGCCUUCUCAGUUUUGUCAUUCAGUUUUUCUCGAUUCCAUAUUUCGAAGGCUUUGGUCUGUGCUGCUUGAAGAAUGUGUGGAUGAUAACCACGUACACGAAAUCUAUCCCACAUCUCAUCAAGUUGAAUUUUAUGUUUUUCAGUUUCCGUGUUGUAUCUCAAUGUUCUUAAAAAUUGAGAAAUUGGUAAUGAUUUCUUAAGUUGUAGAUGAAAACUGGAGGCGGAGAGGAGGGUGUUGCGGUCAGUGUUUUUACGAUACAAAGUAAAUUCCAAAUUAUUUCCCUUCUUAUAGAUGGUAACAUCCACAAAUUGAAUUGACUUUUCAUCAAUUUGAUGGCUCAAAACAACUGGUAUAGGUGAUUGAUUUAUCUCCUUAAUCAUUUGCUCCAAAUCCAUAAUAGUGCCUGUCCAAAUCAUAAAAAGAUCAUCCACACAGCAGUAAUAGUGUUGGAUGUAAUGCCCAAAUUUUGCCAAAAUAUGGGUGCGUUCAAAGGUGUACAUGAAGACGUUGGGAUACGAUGGUACCAUCGCUGCCCCCAUCGCAUUUCCAGACAAUUGUACGUAAAAUUGAUUUUCAAAUUUAAAGUAAUUGCAUGUAAAAAAUUCUAACAGGUACUCAAUCGGCCGUCCUUCAAAUAUUGAUUCGGCUCGGAUAUCACUCAAAGCCUGCACACCCUCCCCGUGGGGUAUGAUGGUGUACAGGCUCUGAACAUCCAUCGUGACAAGUAAGGAUGUAGAGUCCACAUAUGGUGAUCCUUGAAUUCUGGAUGUAAUACCUAUUGGAAUAAAUUACCCUUUUUUCACUUAAGCCCUUGGACUGCAUCUCUUUACUUUUGUUUAUACAUCUUCAACGCGGGAUUGCACCUAGGCUAAAGUGGAUUAUUUACACGAAAGGGUGAGUGCCAAGAAUCAUUUUAUCAUAUCAUAUAUAUCUGUAUGUUGCAGUGAAUCCUUGCACUCAGGCUGCAUACAAAUCCAUAGCCAGGUGCAUAAUUACCAGGGCUCCAAUAUCCAAAGAAUAUAAAAAGGUGGCUGUAUUCACAGUCUUCAAAUAAAAAUUAAUGCUUUAUUGUAUUUCCAUUUAAAAUCGACGUUUCAGUCCCUCUAGGGGACUUUCAUCAGGAUCAAAGACAAUACAAUAAAGCAUUGAUUUUUAUUUGAAGACCGUGAGUGCAGCCACCUUUUUAUACUCUUCGUAUACAUAUUUUGAGAUUCAAAAAAAUGAACUUCAGUGUCACUAUGGUCCACCGUGAGUUUAAGAGUUGGAAUUGACAUGUGUAACAAAUAAAUCCUCACUAGAUCCCCUCCAGAUCCAAAACAGAUCAUCAAUAUAACGGCCAAAGGCGACCAGGUUCCGCAUCCAGCCAUGCCCCUCAUCUACAAAGAAAUCUUCCCAAUAUGCCAUAAACAGAUUGGCAUAGCUGGGUGCAAAUCUGCAAAGAAAAAGAAUCUUUAAAGAAAAAACAAUUGUGUUUUCAAAUUAAAUCAAUCCCUUCAAGAAUAAAAAUAUAUAUAAGCCUCGGAUAAUUCCGACAACUGGAGAAAGAAGGAAAUAGCUUUGAACCCUUUAUCAUGUCUAAUAAUAGAGUAUAGGGAUGAGACAUCACUUCCUGAAGAUGUGGCUAGUGUCUUUCAAAUAUGCUUUUGUUUGUUUUACCAAGGGUUGGAGAAACUGGUCAAUGUAUUCAAACACAGUUGCAGAUAUGGAGCCAAAUCACGAAAUAAUCGGUCUCCCUGAUUUUUAUUUUUUCAUGUUUGUGAAUUUUUGGUAAGAAGUAAUAUACUGGUAUCCUUGGAUAUAGGACCAGUAAAUACUCAUACUCCCCUUUAGUGAUAAUCUCUAAUUUUAAACCAUUUUCUAAAUAUUUUGCAAAGAUUAUUUUCAUUUUGUUUGUGGGAUUUAAGGGCUUUAUAAGUCACUCCAUCUGUUAAUUUUAGUGUUCUGCUUUAGAAAUUCACUACAGAGAAUGUAAUACAGAGCGUUAGCAGCACAGCUCCAAGCUCGUAAAAUCCAGAUGCUAACAGGCAGCUAGAAUCACUAUACUUACGCUUGCGCAAUACAAACAAAAUUUUUCACACAAAUAGUCAACUUAACUAUUUUCUACCAUCCAGUAACCCAAACAAUAAUCCUAACUAAGCUUUACAUUGCAGAUAUUUUCUGAUUAAAUAUGAACUAUCCCUAAAUUCAGAUAUGUCAAUAUCUCUGGAUAAUAGUUUGAUAUGCUAAACUUGACAAUUUACCAGCGAUGUUAUGUACAAUUCUCAUUCAACUCCAGAAUCAAUUUCAAAUGAUAUAUAAUUCCCUCAGCUAAAUAUGAUUUAAAAAGUUUGGAAUCUGAUCAGCAUUAUCCAGGUAUAUUUUGGCUUUUAGUAAAAAUGUAUUAAAUUAAAUUAAACCAGCAUAUUUACCAAUUUGUAGAAGAAUAUUCUUUUGUAGGAUGGAUAUAUAAUCCAGUGAAUGGGAGACACAAGUAAGAGUGUUUUGAGAUAGAGAAAUUAGUAGGAAUAAAGAAUAGUUGUGUAAGAUUUCUAAGUCCACAGUUGUCUGACUAACAAAGAAAGUCCCAGAACAGAUGGGAAGAGCAGAAUGUUAGUGGUAAUUCUUUGUCUGGUCUGAUCUGAUGAUGCUUUGAUGAUAUCCUGAAUUAUCCUAAAAGUGUUGUGUUCUCACUUUUUAAAAAAAUUCUGUUCUCUUGAAUUCUUUUACAUUACAAAUUUAAAGUAACUAAUGGGGUUAUGUGGGUGUACCUUAUUCUAAUGAUUGUCUUUAUAGACAUUGAUAAAUAGAUGGCGUCAGGCAUCUAAUUCCAAAUAUAACUCUGUCUAAGAGGUUAAUUGAAAUGCAUGACGAAAAUUACGUAAAAUUGCCCUAUCUUUAUGGCAACAAAGUCAUUAAUGACUGUCACACUUCAAUGGAAUAUUGGUCAGUCUUGGUAGACUACCAACCUCCAUUUAUUCCAUAAAGUAUCUUUUUGAUAUAUAUAUAUACAUAGAACGCAUAAUCCUUGCACUCAGGCUAUAUCUUUAGUAUACAGGGUGCCAGUCCAUAAGGCUUCUGUUAUACAAAUGUAAUAAAAGGUACGGCUGCACUCACGGUCUUUUCGUAAUAAAUAUUCCUUUAUACCAAUUACAUGUACUCCGAAUAGAUUAAUGUUUCAGUUCACACAGGGACUUUCUUCAAGAUCAAGUUACAUAUAUAUGUUAAAAAAAUAUUAAUAAAAGAAAUAAGACUAUCUUCGGGCCCAUCCCAAAUAAAAAAGAGGUCAUCUAUAUAUCUAAAAUAUGAGACCAGGUUCGCCCUUAGUUGGUCCCCAUCAUAUAUUGCGGAAGAUUCCCAAUCAGACAUGAAUAAGUUAGCGUAGCUAGGGGCGAACCUGGUACCCAUAGCAGUCACCCUUUUUUGGAGAUAAAAAGAAUCUAAAAAACAGAAAUAAUUAUUUUUUAAAAUGAUGUUUAUACCUUCCAAUAUAAAAUCUAUCUGUUUUUUAGAGAGCCUGUUUUCAUUAGUUAGAAUGUUUUUAAUAGCUUCACAUCCAAUAUUGUGCGGUAUAAUUGUGUACAGAGACUGUACAUCACAGGUAACUAGAAUAAAAUUUGGAUUCCAUUAAAAAUGAUUUAAAAAGUUUAAAAGAGACAUUGAAUCUUGUAAAUAUGAUUUCAUUUUUUUAACAGCAGGUUGGAGGAGAGUGUCUAUGUAUUGGGAAAGAUUGCAAAGGAGCGAACCUAUACCUGACACUAUUGGUCUGCCAGGAGGAUUAAUUUUGUUUUUGUGUAUUUUUGGGAGAAAAUAAAUAACUGGAAUUAUUGGAAAUUUUUUCCUCAAAAAUGAGAGAUAUGAGAGAUAUGAAAAUGAGAGAUAUGAAAUUGAGAGAUAUGCCCAUGAGUAAAUCCAUUGUGGACAGUAAUUUGAAGUACAGUUAAUUUGUGUAUUAAAACGGCUACAUUUUGCGUGAUGUAAUAAAAAUUAAAUUUUUUACUUUAUGAAAAGUGACUGAAGUGGAAUGACCCCUCUCUCUAUGAUCUGUAAAUGCUUAUCAUAGCCGAGUAAAAACAAAAUGACAUACAGUACUAUGUAUUUUACUACAUUAGUGCAGUUCUACACAGCUGUGUAAUGACUGUUCAGUUUACAUUUUCCUAAUUAUGCACACAAUUUUAGCAUCCAAUAUAUGUUUAAUUUGUAUCUGCAGGUUAUCUACACCGGACGUAAUCCAAAAGAUGUUCUGGUGUCUCUUUAUCAUUUUGCCAUAAUUUCUUUUGUGCUUAAAACACCUCACAGCUUUGAUGAAUUUUUUGAGGAUUUCAUCCAAGCCAAAGGUUUGUAAAUCAUAAAAGUAAAAAUUUGCAACCAUUGUUGCAUAUAGCGUGUUUACUUUGUCAGUCUUUACAUGUGUCUGAAUACUGGGGUAUAUUUCUCUGUAACAUAUUACAUCCUUCAUGAUGCUAUGUGUGCAGCCCCCUACCAAUUUAAUCUGUAUAGUAAAAUAUAAGUAAUAAUAGAAAUUGUGAAUGCUUGUUAUAAUAGUUCUACCUAUAUAUUUGUUCACAAUGUAUGUUUCAUGUUUCAUUUAACACAAUUACAUGAAUUAGAACAUUUUUUUCAAGGUCUUUGGGUUUUCUGUGGGCCAGGGAAAUGUGCCACGGGUAAUGCACCUACAAUUAGAGUAGAAUAUAAAUUGCUUAAAGGGAAGUUCCAAUAGAAAAUAAGAUCAAUGUUGCAACUAUAGACUGUUCUAUGUCAGAGAUAGAAAUUAGCAAAAUAUAUGGUUAUUUGAAACUCAACUAAUCCACCAAUCCAUUCAUCAACACAUUCAUGUAAUGUGUAUGUUUAUGUUAAUGAAAUACAAAUCGAAACCGUAACACUUUUUUUGUUUGCCAAAUAUCACUAUUUUGAAAAGGGCUGCCAGUGUAUCAUGUUAUUUAUUUGUUCUCAUUAGCCCAAUGUCCCUCAUAAUUAUAUAAUACAUGAACUAGGGAACCCCAGAGGUGCACCUUGCAGUACCUUAUCCCAAUACAAUUGAAAAUUAACUAACAAGAAACUGAUUAAAAUGCUCCUGCCUGCAUGCAAGUAACAUUUUUUUAUUUUUUUUUAAACUUUUCCUAGUACCUUUUGGCUCCUGGUUUGAUCACAUCAAAGGAUGGAUGCAGAUGAAAGACCAUGAUAACUUUCUGUUCAUAACAUUUGAGGAACUGAAGAAGGUAUUUUUAUAUGACACCGUGUUUUAUCAUUGCAACUUUAUUUUAGAUGCCUAGCUAAGCUACAAUUAUGUAAAAUGGCUCCGAAUUGUCACACACAUUAUCUAAAUGUAAUAUUUAUAAUAUAUUUAUCAUGUAUGCUAUAUUAUAUUUAUACUAUAAUAAAUUAUUAAAUAUUAUAGCAUACUAUCUAAAUAUCAGAAAUGUCAGGCUCAUAGUUAAGUUCCUAAAAAUGCAAAAUAAAAUUGAAUAAUUACUACUUGUGUCGUCUUCAUUUCUAAUACAUAUAGACACUCGUCAUCACUAGUUCUGAUGAAUUUGGCAGGUUAGGUGCAUUUAAAACAUACAAAGUUAAAAUAUUUCCACUUAUGCAGUGAUAGAUCACCGAGUUACUUUAGGGAGCAAACAGCCUUCUGCAGCUUUCUGGCUCAACUGCAAGCAGAGAGAAAGAGUCCUGGGGCAUGAACAUGGUUAUUCACAUGGUGUGAAAUAUUGGAAAUUCUAAGCAGAUUUCUAGUUUUAGGCCAAAUUAGCCAAAAUGAAAACCGAUAACUUCAAGAUUGUUUACAUUUUUCUAUAUAAGCAUUCACUUUAAAUUCACUUAUCAUGACCUGAGGGUGACAUGGCUGACAAACCUAUAAAUCCUCUAUCAGAUGAUAGUUAUUUGAUUUUUAACUCAAACAAUGCUUGAGAUUCUAUAGGCAAAUUGUCUGCUGGGGUGGAUCCAAAAUCCAAUCUUGGGUGGAACAUGUUAAGAUUAUUUAACUGCAGCGUAGUAUAUAAAAAUACAUACGCUCAUCAGCAAUGGACAGUACUUAAACAUAGAAACAUAGAAUGUGACGGCAGAUAAGAACCAUUCGGCCCAUCUAGUCUGCCCAAUUUUCUAAAUACUUUUAUUAGUCCCUGGCCUUAUCUUAUAGUUAGGAUAGCCUUAUGCCUAUCCCAUGCAUGCCUAAACUCCUUUACUGUGUUAACCUCUACCACUUCAGCUGGAAGGCUAUUCCAUGCAUCCACUACCAUCUCAGUAAAGUAAUACUUCCUGAUAUUAUUUUUAAACAUUUGCCCCUCUAAUUUAAGACUAUGUCCUCUUGUUGUGGUAGUUUUUCUUCUUUUAAAUAUGGUCUCCUCCCUAGGAGAUUUCAGAGAUAAAGGAUAUAUAAGAGGAAACUCUAAAAAAAGCAUUUGAAGAUGUAGCAAAGAUGGAAAAACCACCUCUCCUAGAACAUAAACAAAAGAAUCAUAUAGGAAAUGAUAACAAAGUAGCUUUGAUCUGUGAUUUUAAUUGUAGAAGUAAUAUUUUUAAAAGGAUAGUGAAUAAAUAUUGGCCCAUAUUACUGGGAGAUGAGAUUCUUAACACACUACUCUGUUGAUUCCCUUUAUGUAUUUAAAUGUUUCUAUCAUUUCCCCUGUAGCGGAGGCCUGGUAUUCCCCAGGUUAACUCCAAUAGAGAUCCCAGUGAGGCUCAGGAACAAGUAGUAAAAAUACCAUAAAGUAAUAAUUCCAGCAAGCAAGGUAAUCCAUGAUAUCCCCAUACAGAUCCCAAUGACUGGACGACACACAGCAUCAGGAGCAGAACUGACUUUUAAUGCACACAACUUCCUUAUAAAGCAUUCUCCCAUGCAAGGGAGGGAUUUGCAAUAAUUAGUACAGUAGCCAAUCCUCCACGAGUUACCACCCACACAUCCCCUCCCCUUAGUGUGAAACAUAAUCCCCUUAUGCAGGACACAAAUUCCCAGAGUUUCUGGAUGUACCCUUAAACAUAGGGGUACCCCUUUAAAUGUUACAUCCCCUGGUAGCCCUGAACUGGGUGAGACACAUAUCCAAAAAUUACCCAGAUCGGACCAGGGGUUUGGGAAAUUUAUGGAAGUACUGAAAUGACCGACCGCACUGGGUUUACCAGCCGAAAAGGGCUCCAUGUGUUUUGGCCCUGCGGUCGGUCACAGAAAAGGGAAUGUAACACACAAAUGACUUAUGUUAGGAGAGCUGGGGAGGUUUUAUGUAAUUUAACUUGUUCGUGGGAUUCAAACUACCGAACGAGAAGCCGUUCGGUAGUUUGUAUACGAAUUGGCGGAAGUGUGGAGUUCUCAGCGGUGUUUGCCUAACCGAGUGUCCGAUUUGGGUUCCAGACACUCGACGGCAAAACACCACUGUUCGGGAGUUUAAAAUGGCAGCCGCCACGUGUUCGUCUCCCGAAUGGCGGCCACCCAGAGAACAAAGGACCCACUGCACGAACCACCAAUUACCCGUUUGCAACAUUGUUGCGAACAGUAAUUGGAGAAACACUUAUUACCGGGGUGGUCUGAUUGUUCGGUAGUUUCAUUCGCAUAAGAACUGGAGUGAUUUUACCGAACAAUCAGACGAAUGCUACAUACACUUCACAUAUACAGGUUACAAUUCAACCGAAUACAUAGACAUAAAUGCAUUUUUUAGGACAGCCCAAUGCCAUCCGCUACAUUCCCCCUGUCUCGUCUUUCCUCCAAGCUAUACAUGUUAAGAUCCUAUAACCUUUCCUGGUAAGUUUUAUCCUGCAAUCCAUGAACCAGUUUAGUAGCCCUUCUCUGAACUCUCGCCGAAGUAUCAAUAUCUUUCUGAAGAUACGGUCUCCAGUACUGCGUACAAUACUCUAAGUGAGGUCUCACCAGUGUUCUGUAUAAUGGCAUGAGCACUUCCCUCUUUCUACUGCUAAUACCUCUUCCUAUACAACCAAGCAUUCUGCUAGCAUUUCCUGCUGCUCUAUUACAUUGUCUGCCUAUCUUUAAGUCAUCAGAAAUAAUCACCCCUAAAUCCCUUUCCUCAUAUGUUGAGGUUAGAACUCUAUCAAAUAUUCUGUACUCUGCCCUUGGGUUUUUACGUCCAAGAUGCAUUAUCUUGCACUUAUCCACAUUAAAUGUCAGUUGCCACAACUCUGACCAUUUUUCUAGUUUACCUAAAUCAUUUGCCAUUUGGCUUAUCCUUCCUGGGACAUCAACCCUGUUACAUAUCUUAGUAUCAUCAAGUCCUUCUGCAAUAUCAUUAUUAUAUUAAAGAGAAUGGGUCCAAGUACAGAUCCCUGAGGUACCCCACUGGUGACAAGCCCAAGCUUUGAAUAUACUCCAUUGACUACAACCCUCUGUUGCCUGUCACUCAGCCACUGCCUUACCCAUUCAACAAUAUUGGAAUCCAAACUUAAAGAUUGCAAUUUAUUGAUAAGCCUUCUAUGUGCAGCAGUGUCAAAAGCCUUACUGAAAUCUAGGUAAGCAAUGUCUACUGCACCUCCCUGAUCUUGUUACCCAAUCAAAAAAAUCAAUAAGAUUAGUUUGGCAUGAUCUCCCUGAAGUAAACCCAUGUUGUCUUUGAUCUUGAAAUGCAUGUAUUUUUAGAUGUUUAACAAUCCAGCCUUUAACAUGGUUUCCAUUACUUUCCCCAGUACUGUGAGGUUUAUUGCUGUGGAGCUUCGAUAUGUAAUAUUCACUGUGGAUGAGUGCAUAACAAAGUUUCACAGCAAUAAAAUUUGCACACUACACAGCAAACGGUAGGAUUUGUGUGUAAUGUUACCAUGUGUGACUCUAGGGACACAUUUGCGUAGAAUUUUUAUGAAUAUACAGGUAUUUGUAGAGUGUUGGUAUAUGUGGAUGUAAAGGUGAAUAUAUUUGUGUCAGUAUAUUUGUAUUUGUUUUAAGUUUGUUUGCAUAUAUGAUUAUCAGGGUGUUCAAAUUAUCAUUUCCACUAUUCACAGUCCCUCUCUAUGACCUCUCCAUAAGUGUUCUUUUCUCUCCCUGGGCUAUUUAAAUUUAUAUCUUUCUUGUGCUGCUUUCCCUCCGCAAAUUACUUUCACCCUUUACCUAGCCAUUGCCACUCAAGCCAUUUUCUCUUAUAUCCUGCUCCACCUACGACCCAUUCUCUUUAAUAUUUUUAUUAGUGAUAUUGCAGAAGGACUUGAUGGUAAGGUAUGUCUCAAGCCACUUUCUCUUUCUUCCUGCUCCCCAGGGUGGACUGUGAGUAAAAUAGGAAUUGGUAAUAAUAGGAAAUGGACACUUUAAACAGUCCUCAAACCUCUCAAAAAUCCUCCUUCUGUUCUAACCUUUUAUUCUCUCUGCAUUCCAAUAUUCCAUAUCUCUUUUACUAAUCUAGUCACUUUCCCAACUUUGCCUGGUUUCAGCCAUCUUUCCCUGCUAAAAUACCCAAGACAUGGACAGGGUGCCAAUUAGUUUUAAAGGGCUACACUAGGCACCACAACUACCUUAGUUAAUUGAAGUAGUUAUGGUGCCUAGAGUAUCCUUUUAAGACUUAUUCUCCUAUUCCCAUAUACUCUUUUGAAAAUGAAUUUGAUAACUUUAGCCUUGUUGGACCGUGUUUACCAAUAAAGACUGCCUUUAGUGGUAAAUUACUUGGCAUGCCUGGGCUCUCUUUGUUAUCCUGUUUUGAAUCCUACUGCUUACAUUUCAAUAAAACAUAGCAAAUUAGAUAAUUUGUAGAUCAUUUGAUUAAUGAUGAGGUCAAUAAUGUAAUCGUUAGAGAUUGCAUAAAUGUUUUCUUUCAAAAAAAAAAAAAAAAGGCGUCUCAGGGGGAUAUGUAACUAUAUGGUAACCUGUUCAUUAGGAAGAAUAGGCAACGUGGAGGUCAUCCAUUGACACUGGAAGAAAGACAUUUUAGUUUACAGCAGAGGAAAGAGUUCUUUGCCAUCAGAGCAGUAAACAUACAUAUGGAAAAUAUAUAAUUUUAUAAGAUUCUGUAAAUAUUAUAAAUAUUUUUUAUAAAGAAAAGGCCUGCAUUUUAUUUUUAUUUUUUGAAAAUCUGAAUAUUCAGGGACAUAAUUAAAAAGCAGGGGAGCAAUUGUUGAUCCAGUGACAAAUCUGAUUGCCAUUAUGGAGUCAAUAUUUUAUUUCCUUUUUUUUUUUUUGCACAAUUGGCCAUUACUUUAUUUUGGCUUUUCACAUUCUUUUGGAUCAGUGGUACAAAAAGAUGCGUUAAAAGGUUGAAUUUGAGAAUUUGAUAGACCUGAGUCUCUUUUUUUUUUUUUUUCAACCUAGAUCACAAUAUAAUAUAAAGAUAAUAUCUUUAAAAUUAGUAAUGCAGAUUUAUUUUCUAGCAGACUAGUUUUGCAGAGGAUGCUUAAUUAUGACUCUGCGUAGGGAUGUUCAACUCUUUCAUACCAUACUUUUUCAUUACUAUGUACAUAUUACAAUCAAAUUCUUUUUUUGUUCAUUAAUCUUUUUCAUCAGGGUCAAUUUGUGUCUUUAUUUUCAUGAUUAGAUUUAACGAAGUGUCAUAUUCUCUCCAUAAUUUUAGGAUCACAGAGGAACCAUAAAGAAGAUUUGUACAUUUCUGGGGAAAGAGUUAAGUAAAGAAGCAAUUGACUUGGUUGUGGAGCAUUCCAGUUUUAAAACUAUGAAAGAGAACAAAAUGUCCAACCAUAGUCUAGCUCCAGAAUUCAUCAUGAAGAAGAACAGCAACUUCAUUAGAAAAGGUAAAAAUUACUAAUUAAUUAUUCAAGAAAGCUUGCCAACAGAUUUGCCUAAAUAGGUGACUCCAUUAGAAAUCAUUAAUUGACCCAUUAGAACAACAUACCAACAAUAAAAGAAAAUCGUGUAGCAUAAAUGACUAUCUAUUAUUAAC
Messenger RNA from Pelobates cultripes (western spadefoot toad), 20431 nucleotides. The record is from the annotation of a GenBank genome assembly. NCBI's taxonomy places the organism in Eukaryota, Metazoa, Chordata, Amphibia, Anura, Pelobatidae.